Molecule: messenger RNA, 966 nt
Organism: Perkinsus marinus ATCC 50983
Lineage: Eukaryota; Perkinsozoa; Perkinsida; Perkinsidae
Exons: 6
Coding region: 1-966 (321 amino acids)
Source: RefSeq, a predicted model, not a curated record
AUGGCGGCAUUCCCUCUCGUACGAGUAUUGGCCUCCUCUUCCCAUCGCCUGCCCGGUAUGGCUGCAGCCGCCCUCCUAGCUGAGGCGUUGCCGAGGGGGAGUCGUGUGGAGAUGUAUGAGGUGCCCAGUCGAAGGGGACCUGUUGGCCAUGGAUGUGAAUUCCGAGCCAGCAAACUCCAUGGCAGGAAGGAGUGCUUGACUCUGCUAAAGUUACUCGAUGUACCAGAUUGUGAUAUCAUUCCUGGUCAUAUAGAGAACUCCAGUCGUUGGUUGAUCGGCAAGGACCUCUCCUCCUCUCCCUCCUCCCUUACCCAAAUACCCAAGUUCAUCGACUCCAUCCGUUAUGCCCCCGAGUGUGUAUUGGAGCCCCUUUGGGCACGAGGCCCGAUGGCCAAUCAGGACGAGUCGAUAAAGUCCUUCAUUGCCCGCCGUUUUUCGAGAUCAGCCUCUCGACGAUUUGCUGAUGUCUUCGCAGCCUCCCAGUGUGGGGCCUCGGGCGAUACCGUCAGCUUACGGAGUUGCGUCCCUCAUGCCUACACGACUGAGGCCUGGCGGAGAUCUGUUCUGUGGGGGCCGUUCUUGGACAUGUUGCGACCUAGCUCGGCAGCUCCUACUGGUGACUGCCAACUCGACUUGCCUGUGGACGUCGGGGAGUUUCUGCAGAGGUCCAUCGCCACGGGUGGCCGAGUAUGGACGGUAGCAGGCGGCACUAAGAGGCUGGAAAAGGAUCUGGCGCGGUUCAUCGAGGGUAACCCUAGUGUGACCAAGCCCGAAGCGAGACCACUUAGCCCAUCCGACUUUGCGGCCCUUCUUGGUCCCGAGGCCCAAGCUAUAGUAGCAGUGAUGUCCCCGAAGGAGUUGUUCUCGUUGGUUGCCGGGCAAGGGCAGCUGUCUGAACUCAGCGCUGGUGCUGUUGAGGCCCUCAGUGCGGAAACGGAGGUAAUGAUGAUCAUUGCGGGUGAGUAA